AUGUUACGAGCUUUUUGUAUUUUAUACUUGGUAAUUCCAGUUUUUUGCAAAAUCUAUGAAAAAUGUGAAUUAAUUGAAGAACUUACCGAGGUCCAUAAACUUAAUGUUGAAGUCGCCUCCAAAUUAGCAUGCAUUGCCGAGGUAUCUCGAUACAAUACAAGCAAAAAAUCAUUAGAAUUUACGUCAGAAGAUUCUUUUGGAUUCAAAAAUUACAUUUUGAAAUACGGAAUUUUUCGGUUCAGUGCUGAAUAUUGGUGUUCUGAGACAUCUCCGAAUGGCGGGAUUUGUCACAUAAAUUGCAAGAAGUUCCUCGAUGACGACAUAACAGAUGAUCUAGCUUGCGUCAUGCAAAUUCAGAAAAAUCUUGCCAUUUACAAUUCAUGGGGAUAUGAUUGGCCAGGUGGCGUCAAACGAGCCUGUAGUUGGCGACAAAAUUUACAAAGCUGCGCAGAACUUAGUAAAGAUGAUUGGAAAUCCUCUGCCGACUGUUUAUUGAAAUAUCCGGAAAUGCCGAAAGCUGUUUGGAAAAAUGAAGGUCAGAAUGGCGUCAAGGCACUUAAACAUGAAUUUCCACAUGCAGCUGCUCUUGGAUGGACUCGUGAUGGAGAAAUAACUUGGGGAUGUGGUGGCUCAUUAAUUGCAGAUGAUACGAUCCUCACAGCUGCUCAUUGCACCUGGAAUUCUGAUAGAGAACCUCCGGAUAUUGUGCGUCUUGGUGAUUUGAAUCUCUUAACAGACGAUGACGAAAAGGAGACGCAACAAUUUGAGAUUAAAGCAAUCAUCAGACAUCCGAGUUACAAACCGCGAUACAACGACAUCGCCCUUGUAAAACUUAAAAGUAAAGUAAAUAUCACAAAAUUCGUCAUUCCAGCGUGUUUGUGGCCCACGCACAAAAUUCCUGAAAAAAUAUCACUCGAAGCAUGUGGAUUUGGCAAAACUGAAUAUGCGGGAGAUAUGUCCCCGAUCCUUAAUAAGGUCACAUUACGUUAUUUAGACACAAUUUCAUGCCAGGAAUCUUAUCAAGGAAUUAGAUUACUAAAAGAAGGUUUGAAAGAGGAAACUCACUUGUGUGCGAAUGAUCCUACAGGUCGCAAUCAAGACAUGUGUGAAGGCGAUUCUGGAAGUCCGUUGGAGAUGAAAUUGCAUUUGGAGGACAAAAUUGUGCCAUUCAUUGUUGGAAUCACAGCUUUUGGGAAAUUAUGUGGUUCAGAAGGUUCACCGGGAGUUUAUACAAGAGUCUCGUCGUUCAUUGAAUGGAUUCGGUAUUACACACCGAAUUUGCCUGCAACAUCAUUAGAGUGUGCUGUUCAGUAUAAAGAUAAAAGGACAAUUGAUCCUAACUUUAAUCGUCCUCGAGUUUCAGAACGAGAUGAUUUUGUGAAUAAAGUAAUUAAAGAUGAAUAUCCAAAAGCAGCAGAGUCAGUUUCAGCAAUUGGAGUUAUCAUCUCAAAUCGAUACAUUCUAACUUCGGCUCAAAAGUUGAAUGAAAUGUCAAGUCCAAAUAGAGUCCUUUUAGAACAAUCAACUCCCAUUGAAAGGGUUAUCUUUCACCCAAACUUCAGUAUUCAAACACCCCAGCAAGAUGACAUUGCCAUUAUUCGACUUCGUCAACGUAUAAGUUGGACCAAAACGCAAUUCCCACUUUGCCUGCCUUCGACCCCGUUGAUUAAUGACUUUGUCUUAAUUGAACAGACGUCCUUCGAUUUGACUCGCCAGCAUCAAUUGUAUCGUGUAUCAAGGAUGGAAGCUUGUCGUCAAGCUUAUUCUGAGUUUUUGGACUUCCACAAUAUAGAUGAGAACAAGAUUUUAUGUCUGUUACCCACAAUUGAGGUUAGAUACGUUCCUGAUUCCUGUAAAAUUCCCAUUGGAACGUCAAUUUACACAAAAAUCAAUCACAAUGGAGCUUCGGUUAUGAUGCUUCAUGGAAUGGUGGUUUUCAGUAAGGAUUGUGGGCCAGUAAUUGCGACUAAAAUUUCUUCAUACACAGAAUGGAUUGAACAAGUAGUGUUUAAAAAAUGAUUUGAAAACGUCAAAACUGCAUUUCUCUCUAAUUUUAAUAGACUCAAAAAUCACGAACUUCAUUUAAAGUGUGUUAAAAUUCCAGCACGCGAUCAAAUUGCCAUAAACGUGCAGUGUGUUAAUGAAUGGCGCCUCCAUAAAAACUAUUAAUUGUCUAAGACAUCAAACCGCUAUUCCGCAGUGAUUGAUGAUCUCUUCGAUUGAGGACCACCAUAAAAGUCGCACUAAUUCGACAACAGUUUAGUUUCAUUUUUAAUUUCUCACCACAAAGAAAAACAUAAAAUAUCAAAACAAACCAUGUUGCAUAAUUGACAUUCGUUUAGUUUUUUUUUCGCGUUUUGCAAACCAAUGAGCGCAUAUAAGUAAUUUUCACACAGCAGUCUCUCUUUUACGCAUCGUGUCAAAUUUGCAUCAAGUUUUAGGCAAUAAAAAAAUGGUCUGAAGUCGUAGACGUGACACGUGAAGACUUUUGUUGAAAGACAAUAUGUUGUACAUAAAUUUGCAUAAUUAGCCGAUAAAAUCAUACUGGUUCGAGUUCUUUAUUAUUUUAUUGUUUUCGUGGCUCUUUUGUUACAAUUUCUUGUUACUUGUAACACUA
Molecule: messenger RNA, 2617 nt
Organism: Culicoides brevitarsis
Lineage: Eukaryota; Metazoa; Arthropoda; Insecta; Diptera; Ceratopogonidae
Product: ovochymase-2-like
Exons: 4
Coding region: 1-2019 (672 amino acids)
Biological process (GO): proteolysis
Molecular function (GO): serine-type endopeptidase activity
Source: RefSeq, a predicted model, not a curated record